CCAAACCAGCGGCUCCCUCUAUAAAAGGGGCAGAGGGUCCCCUUCUUCCUGGUCUUAUCAACCCAUCCUGUUUGUUUGAGAAGAAAUGGAGCUCUUUUAUAUGUUUUGUCCACCUUUGCUUCUGAUCCUUUCUCUGAAAUACUCAGCCCCCGCCCCUGCUCUUUUUGCACUGCCCCGCACAUCCAGCUGGAGAGACUUCUACAUUGCACAGGAUUACCUUGAAAAGUAUUAUACACCAAAAGGAGAACACAAGGUUGGAGAAAUGACAGCAGGUGGCAAUUCAAUGACAAAGAAAGUUCGGCAAAUGCAGGCAUUCUUUGGCUUGCAAGUGACCGGGAAACUGGACUAUAGGACCAUGAAUGUCAUCAAGAGGCCUCGGUGUGGUGUCCCUGAUGUUGCAAAUUAUCGCCUCUUCCCAGGAGAACCUAAAUGGAACAAAAGUACAUUGACAUACAGAGUAUCCAAAUAUACAUCCAGUCUGAGUCAUGCAGAAGUUGACAAGGCAGUGGAGAUGGGGUUAAAAGCCUGGAGCAAUGCUGCCCCACUGAACUUUGUCAAGACAGACACUGGAGAAGCAGACAUUAUGAUAUCCUUCCAAAGCGGAGAUCAUGGAGACUCGCAUCUACUUGAUGGUCCAAUUUAGGGACUCUUAGCGCAUGCUUCUUUGCUCCCUGAGUAGCUGACCGGUGGAGACACCCAUUUUGAUAACGCUGAGAAGUGGACGAUGGGGAUGAAUGGGUUCAACUUAUUCACUGUUGCCGCUCAUGAAUUUGGCCAUGCGCUGGGCCUUGCCCAUUCUACUGACCCGUCAGCAUUAAUGUAUCCCACAUACAAAUACCAGCAUCCCUUUGGUUUCCGCCUCCCCAAAGAUGACGUGAAAGGGAUUCAGGCACUAUAUGGGUCACGACAAUCUGGAUCCCGAGUCCACCAACAACCACUUCCCAAACCACCAGCUCCAAUUGAUCCAGACCACUGUGACUCCAGGGUCUCAUUUGAUGCUGUCACAGUGCUAGGAAAAGAGCUUCUUUUCUUCAAAGACAGGGUCUUCUGGCGAAGACAAGCUCAACUCAAAAGUGUGCGGCCGCUCUCCAUUACAAGCUCUUUCCCUCAGCUCAUGUCAAAUGUAGAUGCUGCCUACGAAGUACCUGAGAGAGAAGUCGCUUAUUUUUUCAAGGGCUGGUAA
Sphaerodactylus townsendi is the source of this 1183-nucleotide messenger RNA. It is a transcript of the gene MMP20, whose product is annotated as matrix metallopeptidase 20. Gene Ontology annotation, molecular function: zinc ion binding; metalloendopeptidase activity. Lineage: Eukaryota; Metazoa; Chordata; Lepidosauria; Squamata; Sphaerodactylidae. The record is from RefSeq and is a predicted model, not a curated record. Gene Ontology annotation, biological process: amelogenesis; proteolysis; collagen catabolic process. Gene Ontology annotation, cellular component: extracellular matrix.